AGUUGAAGUCUCGUUACGGUUUCGUUUCAAAAAAUAAGACACAACUCUCACCUUUUUCUUCUUAUCAUUAACUCCUCUUCUCCCCUCAACCCCCUUUUUAUAUUUUAUUUCCCCUCUUUAUAACCAUUCUUCCUCACUCUCUAAACCAAAAAAAAAACUUGAACAUGGAAUUUGACCUUGAAAAUCCGUUACCAUUUUCACAUGAUGAAACACAUUUAGACACAAUUUCACCUCUUUUCAACAUUGAAACUCAUCAUAUGCCUUCAAAAACUUACUUUCAAAUUCUCAUAAACUCGAAUUUUCUCAUCAACAUUCGUGAAGCAACCAUUUCAAAAAUCUUACAAAUUUCUCAACCCUUUGAUAGUCAUUUUCUUUCAUAUCUUGCGAUUAAUUAUCUCGAUCGAUUCUUAUCCUUCCAUUCGCUAUCGGAUGCGAAGCCGUGGAUCUUGAACCUAAUUGCUGUUUCUUGUGUUUCGUUAGCAUUUAAAAUGAAGAAAACAGAGUACUCUGUUACUGACAUUCAGCAAGAUGCUGGUACAAUAUUUGAUAUCGAGACGAUUAAGCGAAUGGAGCUUUUGAUUCUUGGAAGCCUAAAAUGGAGAAUGCGUUCAAUUACUGCAUUUGCUUUUAUAAAUUUCUUCGUAUCGUUGUUUAAAUUUAAAGAUCUACCCUUUCAACAACCACUCAAAGCUAGAGCUAUUGAGAUUAUAUUCACAUCUCAAAAUGAGAUCAAGAUUUUGCAGUUCAAGCCAUCUAUAAUCUCAGCGUCAGCUCUUCUAUGUGCUUCUCAUGAGCUUUUUCCUUUACAAUUCUCAUGCUAUAAAACAGCAAUCAUAAACUGUUCAUAUGUACAUAAGGAUGAUUUGUUAAGUUGUUAUAACGUAACGCAAGAGAUAACGAAAAAAGAAUAUGAAUCAAUAUUAGAGAUUGUAUCAAGCACAAGCACACCAGUUAACGUGCUUGAUGUGCAGAUGAGUUGGAGUUCAGAUAACGAGCCAAUUGAAGAAGAUAGUUCAGUUAAUGCAAUUAGCAGCAGGCAAGACAAUUUGACGAAACGUCGAAAGAUUAUUACUACUAUUAUUGAUGACAACACUUAAUUUAGCUGCGUAUAUUGAUGUUUCAUUAAAAAAAUUAACUUAUCUUUAUUUUAUUUUUAAUGAAAACGAAGCAGUAGUACGUGCCCACUGGAAGGGUUUAAAAAGUACAUUAGGAAAAAAAAAAGAACUUAAUAAAGCCAAGUUAGUACCCUUUUUUAUGUUUUAAUUUUUUUUUUUUGAUAAAUAAUGAUUUCUCUUUUUAAUUUUGUAGUAUUUAAAGUAGAGAUAUUUAUUGAAGUCGUUUUUGUUAAAGUGCAUUUUACUCCUCCA
Solanum pennellii is the source of this 1367-nucleotide messenger RNA. RefSeq names its product putative cyclin-D6-1. The record is from RefSeq and is a predicted model, not a curated record. Gene Ontology annotation, molecular function: cyclin-dependent protein serine/threonine kinase regulator activity. Gene Ontology annotation, biological process: regulation of cyclin-dependent protein serine/threonine kinase activity; mitotic cell cycle phase transition. The transcript is spliced from 5 exons. Lineage: Eukaryota; Viridiplantae; Streptophyta; Magnoliopsida; Solanales; Solanaceae. Gene Ontology annotation, cellular component: cytoplasm; nucleus; cyclin-dependent protein kinase holoenzyme complex. The coding region runs from base 165 to 1097 and encodes 310 amino acids.